Trametes versicolor FP-101664 SS1 is the source of this 609-nucleotide messenger RNA. RefSeq lists its product as uncharacterized. NCBI's taxonomy places the organism in Eukaryota, Fungi, Basidiomycota, Agaricomycetes, Polyporales, Polyporaceae. Gene Ontology annotation, molecular function: FMN binding; riboflavin reductase (NADPH) activity. The transcript has a single exon. The record is from RefSeq and is a predicted model, not a curated record. The annotation marks the transcript as partial.
AGUGCAAGCACAGUACGAGACGAUCUCCGUGCACUCCUACGAGAGACGGCCCAGCCCGUGGCAGUUGUCACCUCCUUCAUGGACCCCACAACGUCACAAGCGACUACGCACCCAAGCCGCUUCCACGGCGCAACCCUCUCCUCCUUCAGCUCCAUCUCCAUGGACCCACAUCCGCUUGUUGCCUUCUCCCUGCGAAUACCCUCCCGCAUGGCCACCUCUUUGACGUCUGCGCACUCGUCCACAAGCCUCUACUCUCACAUGGUCAUCAAUAUCCUCUCUGAACACCAAGCACACACAGCCAUGCGCUUCUCGCGUGCGGACCUCUAUCCUGAGCCCUUCGUAUCUUUGCCGCACUCGCUCACGGAAGAGGGCUUGCCGGUGUUGGACGGUGCGGUUGGUGCCCUGUCCUGCCGCCUUGUCGCCGCGUCAUGGCCGCUGCACGACUUGGAGUCGCUCACGGGAGAUGGGAAGGACGGAGCACCUGAGUGGAAGGGAGAAGGGGUUGCGUCGGAGCUGUUCAUCGCGCAAGUCAUACGCGUCGAGCACGCGCCGGAUUCUGGGAAUGGGGUGCGCCCGUUGCUGUAUCAUCGUCGCGGGUACGUGACUACU